UGUACUGAGCUCAGUCUGUAGCUUGACUUGUAACAGAGCUUCUGUUGUUGAACAAACUGUGUCUUCAACACAUGACGUCUAUGGAACCUGCUUGAUAUACAGAGAAAUUAAAUGAAUGUGUGAGUAAAGAAGGAAAGAUAGAACAGAAAAGAGAGCGCGGCAGUUUUACAACACCGGUUCAGCAGAUCUCCCGCAGAAACCACGAAAACACGACGGUCUUCAAAAAAAGCGGUUGUAAAGAAGUUGGGCUAGACAGAGCGUGCGAGGAUGGGGAAGCAGAACAGUAAACUGCGCCCUGAGGUGCUGCACGACCUGCGGGAGAACACCGAGUUCACAGACCACGAGCUCCAGGAGUGGUACAAAGGCUUCCUCAAAGACUGCCCCACUGGACACCUGACUGUUGAAGAGUUCAAGAAAAUCUACGCAAACUUCUUCCCUUACGGAGAUGCAUCCAAGUUUGCAGAGCAUGUGUUCCGCACCUUUGACACCAAUGGAGACGGGACUAUAGACUUCAGGGAGUUCAUCAUUGCACUCAGCGUCACGUCUCGGGGGAAACUGGAGCAGAAGCUGAAGUGGGCGUUCAGCAUGUAUGACCUUGACGGGAACGGGUACAUUAGUCGGGGAGAAAUGCUUGAAAUAGUACAGGCAAUUUACAAAAUGGUAUCCUCUGUGAUGAAGAUGCCAGAGGACGAGUCCACUCCAGAGAAGCGCACAGACAAGAUCUUUCGACAAAUGGAUGCAAACAAUGACGGUAAACUUUCUCUUGAAGAGUUUAUUAAAGGUGCUAAGAGCGACCCUUCCAUUGUGCGUUUGUUACAGUGCGACCCCAGCAGUGCAAGUCAGUUCUGAUUGGACAUCUCACCUGUCCGGACACUUUCCACUGAACCACUGGCUUGUGCAUGUGAGCUUUGCUUGCAAGUGAAUGCCUUUUCACUCAUUCCUAGGUCAUUGGUGGACACACAUUCAUUACCACAUUCUGCCCGUUUCUUUUUUCCUUUUUUUUGAGUGUAUAAAAGGGGAAGCAGCAUUGCGCUUGACUUAUGCAACAGUUUUAUUUUAGGGUGAUUGAUUUAUUUAUUUUAAAUUAAACCUAGUUAUAAAUAACUUUGUUCUGUAUGGCAGCUUAUUUUAAGUUAACUGUUAUUGUUACCAAUAAGCUCUUCUACCUGGUUGGAAACUAAGUGGCUGAUGAAUAUGAGACUGUCCAUUUUGAGUUGCUGUUUUAAAAGACAAGCACCACCUACUGGACAAGGGUGGGCCUGUUUAGGAAAUUCCAACUGAAUGUAGGGAAGAUGUGAAAAGAUGCAUUGAAUUGAUUUGAUAUACUUUCUUUAGCAGGCUUGCUUGUAUGUAUGUAAAUGUAUGUUUCUGAAUGUCUUUGCUUGUAUUGUGAAGUAAACGUAUGGGAGCAAUAUGCAUUGAAUGCAAUUGUAGUUGUGAAGGUUGUGAAAAAAAAGUUUCCAGUACUGAUUCCAAGUGCAGAUUGAUUGGUAAAUGCAAUUUAUUUUGUGAUGCUUAAUCACUAGUAACUUUGCAUGGCAACCAUAGUUUUGUGACUGUCUUUUUAUUGAUUUAAGUAUUGAAUGUACAAUUUUAGUAAAAUCAAAAAUGCUAGUUAUUAUUUAAUAUAUAAUUAAUAUUAAUAUUGUUAUUUGAAUUCUUAAUGAUCCUGACCAAGAAGGCUCAGGAUUUAUAUAUAUAUAUAUGGUUUAGUAAAAAGUGAACUUUUCAUUGGCGCAUGUUACAACCAAUUACUGGAUGAUAAGACAGAAUUUGUUGUAUCAUUUUGCAAAGUCUACAUAUAUAACCUUCCAUAUGUUUAUAAUGAACCAUGUGCAUUCCAGUGUUACUUGAUAUUAUUUUCAUCUGCCUACUGCCAAGAAAUGUAAUUAAAAAUAAAGUCUACCUUUUUCUUGUGA
Molecule: messenger RNA, 1919 nt
Organism: Polyodon spathula (Mississippi paddlefish)
Lineage: Eukaryota; Metazoa; Chordata; Actinopteri; Acipenseriformes; Polyodontidae
Product: hippocalcin-like protein 1
Exons: 5
Coding region: 268-849 (193 amino acids)
Molecular function (GO): calcium ion binding
Source: RefSeq, a predicted model, not a curated record